Messenger RNA from Anguilla rostrata (American eel), 2002 nucleotides. RefSeq names its product RP2 activator of ARL3 GTPase (gene rp2). Bases 173 to 1264 code for a protein of 363 amino acids. Gene Ontology annotation, biological process: post-Golgi vesicle-mediated transport. The record is from RefSeq and is a predicted model, not a curated record. The transcript has 5 exons. Gene Ontology annotation, cellular component: periciliary membrane compartment; cilium. Gene Ontology annotation, molecular function: GTPase activator activity. NCBI's taxonomy places the organism in Eukaryota, Metazoa, Chordata, Actinopteri, Anguilliformes, Anguillidae.
CAAUUGGCAAGGAAACGGGAAGCGCACACAGGUUGUGCGUGUCCCAGGCAGAAACCCAGUAAGAUCUUAAGAAGGGGAAUCGAGCAACACAUUAGAAAACUACGGUGAGCUAGUUAAUUGCAGGUGACUAACUGUUUUGGUCAAAGGUUGCAUACAUAAAGUGGUCAUAAACAUGGGCUGCUGCUUUUCCAAAAAAUCUAAAAGGAAAUCCGAAAAGGAGCUGACACCAACAUCGGUUGGAACAGAAAACACGACCAAUAACAACGCCGAAGCGGAACCAAAGAAAUACAGUUGGGACACGCGAGAGAAGGUUGAUCCGAACGACUACACACUGAAAGGGGCCAAGGAUGCCACGAUCGGCCGCCUGCCUGGCAAAUUGAAUGGCCAGCAGCUGGUCAUCCAGGACUGUGAGAACUGUGACAUCUACGUCUUCGACCACUCGGCCACCAUCUCCAUAGACGACUGUGUGAACUGCCGAGUGGUCCUGGGGCCGAUCAAGGGCAGCGUGUUUAUCCGCAACUGCACGGACAUGAAGUGCGUGGUGGCGUGCCAGCAGUUCCGCGCCCGCGACUGCAAGAAGGCCGAGGUGUUCCUGUGCUGCUCCACGCAGCCAAUCAUCGAGUCCUCCACGGGCAUGAAGUUUGGCUGCUACCAGUACUACUACCCGGAGCUGGCCUUCCACUUCAAGGACGCCGGCCUGAGCAUCUUCAACAACAACUGGAGCAACGUCCACGAUUUCACCCCGGUGUCUGGUGAGACCAACUGGAGCCUGCUGCCCGAGGACACCGCGGUUCUGGACUACGUGCCAGCGCCCGACCAGGAGUCGGAGUUCAAGGGCAUCAGGGUCUCGGCGGACGGCAGCCGGAGCAUCGUGCCCCUGACCCGCGGUGGGAGACGCAAGGACAGCGACGAGUCCUGCCUGUUUGUGUUCUUCUGUGGGGACUACACCACUGCCAACGCUCGCAAACUCAUCGAUGAGGCCAUGGGGAAAGGAUUUGUUCUGAUCCAAACCAAAGAGGUUUCAAUGAGGCCUGAAGAUGCUAACCGCGUAUUCCAGGGCAGUGCUGAAGAUUUUACGGAGCUGAUAACUAAAGGUCCAGUUGUAGCUUUGGAGUUGAAUGGAGAUGGGGUGGUGGAGGCGUGCCGUAACAUUGCCGAUGAAGUAUUCAGUGGAACGAAGGUUUUUGUUUCGGAAAGCAAAAACACCUCUGGGAGAGAUGUGGAUAAUUUCUUCAAUUUUGCAGACAUGCAGAUGGGACUGUGAAGCUUUUUUCUCUGGCUGCAUUCUGUAUGUUAUGGCAUUAACAGAUGGCCAAAGUGAAUUAUAUUUUUGGCAGAAACUGGAACUUGUUCAUAAGGCACACAUGGGCAGGCACAAACAGUUGUGCUUAAAGAAUGUGUACCUGCCAGUCAAUCUCAGUUUUGUACUUGUUGAAUGUAUUUUGGAGCGAUAAUGUGUUUGUUUGUGGUAUCUCUUGUAGCUGUUCAUUUAUAUCUAAGUACAUGUAAGUAGAUGGGUGGAUACCAUAAAACAUAAUUUCAAAUUGAAAAACAGUUGAUAAUAUUCUUAGCAAUUCUGUACAGCACAAAUGAACAUAUGAUUACAGAUAAUGGUUCUGUAAAUCAAUUUUAGAUUAACUUUAUUUGGAUUACUGGGACAAAAUUGAAGUGUCUCAAUUGUGUUGGUGUAUAUAUACAUUUUUACAACAUGUUAUUUACCAUUCCCAGCUAGUUUAAUGUUUUUAAUGCACUGAAAUGUAGUCCAAUUAUAGUAUAGACAAAAAUGUAUUUUGAAUACGUAUACAGAUUUUCAGUUAUCAUUUAUUCAAAAAUGUGUUGAUGUUCAUAUAAAAUGGUGUAAAAUGUGAAUUAAUUUAGAAUAUCUUGCUGCAUGUCUUUGCAGCUGUUUAAAAAAAAAUUGAUUUAAGUUUUAAUUCCUUUUACUCCAAAUUUAGGGAGUUGAUAUCUGCAACAGGUGUUGGCACCCAUCAGUGUAAUUUUU